AUGUCAAACAACAAUAAUAACAAUAAUAGUAGUAAUCCAUCAGAGGAUAUAAAAGUACCUUUUAAUGAGCCAACAACAGAUAAAGAAGCGUAUGGAUUAGAAUUAAAGCAUGUCCACCAAAUCUACGAUGUGAUCUCUUCACACUUUGAUAACACACGAUACAAGAUGGUUGGUGCUAUCGGAGUAGAUGUCGGUUGUGGGAAUGGAAAGUAUUUAAAUAUAAACUCAUCCAAUAUAUUUUCGAUUGGUUCAGAUAUUUGCAGUAGUUUUGCAUCGAUUAGUGCUCAAAAGGGAAGUGAAUCAUUGGUUGCAGAUGGUCUAAUUCUUCCUUAUAAAACGAAUUCUUUUGAUUAUGCUAUUUCCAUUGCAGUUAUACAUCAUUUCUCUACGGUUGAGCGUAGAGUCAACGCAUUGAGAGAGGUAGUUAGAGUACUGAAACCGGGUGGUGUUUUUUUGGUUACAGCGUGGGCAAUGACACAGAAAUGGAAGGGAAAGAACUACGAUUCACAAGAUGUAAUGGUACCUUGGAUGUUCCAACAAAAGUUUAGCAAUGGCACAGAGAAUACCACUGAAAUCGAAUCGACACCCGUUCAAAAGUCAGGCACCAACUAUCAAAAAUUUCACAGAUACUAUCACCUUUUCGAUGAAGGUGAAUUCGAGCAUCUCUUUUCACAAGUCUCAAACAUUGAAAUCCUUUCAAAUAAUUUAGAUCACGAUAACUAUUAUUGUUUCAUAAGGAAAUUAGAAUAA
This is a messenger RNA of Heterostelium album PN500, 750 nucleotides long. RefSeq names its product class I SAM-dependent methyltransferase. The record is from RefSeq and is a predicted model, not a curated record. The coding region runs from base 1 to 750 and encodes 249 amino acids. Gene Ontology annotation, molecular function: tRNA binding; S-adenosylmethionine-dependent methyltransferase activity. Gene Ontology annotation, cellular component: nucleus; cytoplasm. Gene Ontology annotation, biological process: tRNA wobble uridine modification. NCBI's taxonomy places the organism in Eukaryota, Evosea, Eumycetozoa, Acytosteliales, Acytosteliaceae. The transcript is spliced from 3 exons.